CCAGAAAAUAUAAAAUAACGACAAUAAGCUGAGUAAGUUCUUUCUCUGCAUCAAAAUCUCUGAUAAAGAGCUCCUCUCACAAUCAUCUCUCUCUCCAUCACUCCGCGGAGUCUCCGAAGCUUCACUGAAGGAACAAAAAAAAAAUGCAGUCGUCAACGUAUACGGUUAAAGCAAACGCCGCGUUUGCGUUUCAGCGACGGACCUUCUCUAACCUCCUCAACAGAUCCGCCACUACCACUACCGGAAGCCGCUUCUCGCCGCUCAACCUCCACCUCCACUGCUCUGCUUCGAAAGCCAUGGGAGCGAAGCUCGCUCGCGCCGAGAACGGGAUCCAAACCGUUAUGAAUCUCUCUUCCGUCAAAGCUCGAUCCGUCAGAGCACAGGCCUCCUCUGUUGGUGGUGGUGGUGAUGAGGAAGAAGCUGUACCUCUGAGAUCCGAAUCAAAUAGCUCCGGCACCGUUUUGCCGUUCGUUGCUGUUGCUUGCCUUGGUGCUAUAUUGUUUGGCUAUCACCUUGGGGUUGUUAACGGUGCUCUUGAGUAUCUUGCUAAGGAUCUUGGUAUCGCUGAUAACACUGUUCUGCAAGGAUGGAUCGUUAGUGCGCUGCUUGCUGGUGCAACGGUUGGUUCAUUCACCGGAGGUACAUUAGCUGACAAGUUUGGACGAACAAGAACGUUUCAGUUGGAUGCUAUCCCGCUUGCCAUUGGAGCUUUCCUAUGUGCAACAGCUCAGAGUGUGCAGACCAUGAUUGUGGGACGUCUGCUUGCAGGAAUUGGAAUUGGGAUCUCAUCAGCCAUUGUGCCACUUUACAUAUCCGAGAUAUCCCCAACUGAAAUCCGUGGAGCACUUGGAUCUGUGAACCAGUUGUUCAUAUGUAUAGGAAUACUUGCAGCCUUGAUAGCUGGUUUACCCCUUGCAGCAAACCCUCUAUGGUGGAGGACGAUGUUUGGUGUUGCCGUCAUCCCUUCCGUUCUGUUAGCCAUAGGAAUGGGUUUUUCUCCAGAAAGUCCAAGGUGGCUCGUUCAGCAAGGAAAAGUAUCUGAAGCUGAAAAGGCGAUCAAAACUCUGUAUGGUAAAGAAAAAGUUGUCGAGCUAGUGCGUGACUUAUCAACCUCUGGCCAAGGUGCUUCUGAGCCAGAGGCAGGAUGGUUUGAUCUAUUCAACAGCCGCUAUUGGAAAGUUGUGAGCGUAGGUGCGGCUCUCUUUUUGUUUCAACAGUUAGCUGGGAUAAACGCAGUGGUGUACUACUCUACAUCAGUGUUCCGUAGCGCCGGUAUCCAAUCUGAUGUUGCAGCCAGUGCUCUCGUUGGAGCAUCAAACGUCUUUGGCACUGCUGUUGCUUCGUCCUUGAUGGACAAAAUGGGAAGGAAAAGUCUUUUACUCAUAAGCUUCGGUGGAAUGGCUUUGUCGAUGCUUUUGCUCUCUUUAUCCUUCACAUGGAAGGCUCUUGCUGCAUAUUCUGGCACCCUUGCCGUUGUAGGAACUGUUUUAUAUGUGCUGUCAUUCUCACUUGGUGCUGGCCCGGUUCCGGCUCUUCUCCUUCCAGAGAUAUUCGCAUCCCGGAUCAGAGCAAAAGCCGUUGCUCUUUCCCUCGGAAUGCACUGGAUAUCAAACUUUGUGAUUGGUCUCUACUUCCUAAGCGUUGUGACUAAAUUCGGAAUCAGCAGUGUCUACUUGGGUUUCGCGGCAGUAUGUGUCCUUGCAGUCAUCUACAUUGCAGGAAACGUGGUCGAGACUAAAGGACGGUCACUUGAGGAAAUAGAGCUUGCUCUUAACUCCGGAGCUUGAAAUUCAGAAAAAACAAAAACCCCACUUUGUUUCAUCAUUGAUCUUGUGAGUCUCUCUUUCGUUCAUGCUCUUUGAAUAACUUGUACAAUGGACUAAGUAAAUCAAUAAUGAGAAAUCGAUUCAUCAACCAA
This is a messenger RNA of Brassica oleracea var. oleracea, 1918 nucleotides long. Its product is annotated as plastidic glucose transporter 4. The coding region runs from base 144 to 1787 and encodes 547 amino acids. Gene Ontology annotation, biological process: transmembrane transport; carbohydrate transport. Lineage: Eukaryota; Viridiplantae; Streptophyta; Magnoliopsida; Brassicales; Brassicaceae. The transcript is spliced from 14 exons. Gene Ontology annotation, cellular component: membrane. The record is from RefSeq and is a predicted model, not a curated record. Gene Ontology annotation, molecular function: carbohydrate:proton symporter activity.